Molecule: messenger RNA, 2364 nt
Organism: Thlaspi arvense
Lineage: Eukaryota; Viridiplantae; Streptophyta; Magnoliopsida; Brassicales; Brassicaceae
Source: the annotation of a GenBank genome assembly
AUGUCGUCGUCUUCCUUAUCCUCUAGAUUUUGCUUCAACCGCGAAUGUACCGAGUUCAACCUCAAGCAUUACCGACCUGGUUGGCGUCUCCAAACUGGCGAUUUCGCCGACCUCUGCCAUCGUUGCGCCUCUGCUUAUGAACAAGGAAAGUUUUGUGACAUCUUUCACCUAAAGGCUUCCGGAUGGAGAUGCUGUGAGUCAUGUGGGAAGCGAAUUCAUUGUGGUUGUAUUGUUUCUGCAUCUGCUUUUACAUUGUUGAAUGCUGGAGGAAUUGAGUGCCUGGCGUGCGCAAGAAAAAAAGUUUCUUUGGGACCCAAUUUUUCGCCACCACCAUCGGUUUUCUUCCAAUCUCCCAUUGCUGAAAAAUUCAGGGACUUGUCGAUCAAUUGGAAUUCUUCAACCGGGUCAAAUCAGAUAAGCUGCCGGCCUCCUAGUUUCGUAGGUCCUUCGGGUCUGCAGUUUGAUAUUCAUAAUCGUGGAGAUAGUUAUGAAUUUGGACAACCUACUACUAAAGAAAGGGCCACUGCAUGUUCCGUGGAGAAAACAAGGGGAAUGAAUCACUUGAUGGGGAAAUUAAUGAGUGAAAGCUCAAAUAGUCACACAAGCGACAUACUUAAUUAUCGGAAUGCAGGACCCAACUGUAAUUUGUAUCAUCCACUGAUCUCAUUGAAGGAGGGUCCAUGUGGGGUACAGCUUGCUUUUCCUGUGCCACUUACAACACCAAUUGAGAAAAAUGGUCACUUGAGACUAGAUGGAAGUAAUUCAUGGCAUACACCUAAUUCUUCUCCACUGAGUUGCUUAUACAAUGACUUGAAUUGUAGAGCAGACUCGCUAUUCAAAAGCAAGAGUCGGGACGUGAGGACCCAUCUUGAUACUUCAGGAAAAUAUCAGGUGGUUCCACGAUAUUGGCCUAAGGUUUCAUAUGAAGAUAGAGUUCUGCAGUAUCUCUCCAAAGAAGUCCUAGUCCUCUUGCUUUUUGUUUUCUUUCUAUCGCUUGAUGUGAAUAACUCUAUGCUAGGUUGUAGAAUAGGGUGGAUAUCUGAAUCCGUUGUCACUCCUCUCUUUGAGAAGAGGCUGAGUGCAAGUGAUACUGGACGAGUUGGGCGACUAGUGCUGCCAAAGAAGUGUGCAGAGAAUUUCUUGCCCCAAAUUUUCCACACUGAAGGUGUACCUCUCAAAGUACAGGACUCAAUGGGUAAAGACUGGACAUUUCAGUUUCGCUUUUGGCCCAACAACCAUAGCAGAAUCUAUGUUCUAGAGGGAGUAACUCCAUGCCUACAGAGCUUGCAGCUGCAGGCUGGUGAUACAGUCAUAUUUAGUCGAGUAGAUCCAGAAGGGAAGUUAAUCAUGGGAUUCAGAAAGGCUUCGGUUGCUCAAUCGUCUGAUCAGGAAACUGACUCAACGUAUAACAAUCGUGACAGUUGCACAAACAGAGAUCAGGCUGAACCGGUUGAUAUGCAUUCACCGUCUAAAAUGAAGAAAUCCGCUUAUACAGCUAAAGAAACUUCAGGAGUAGAAUUUGCUUCCGGGAAGAAUAUAAGCAGCAUGAUGAUUACAAGAAGCAAGCGUCAAAAAGUUGAAAAGGGAGACCACGAUGAGCUGAAGCUAACAUGGGAAGAAGCUCAAGGAUUUAUCUUGCCUCCUCCUAAUGUUACUCCGUCUAUAAUGAAGAUAGAGGGCUUUGAGUUUGAGGAAUAUGAGGAUGCUCCAGUCAUUGGGAAGCCAACUACAGGGAUUCAGAUUACGUAUACUGGUACUAUUCAUGGUCAAAAAGCAUUCUGCAUGUUGCCAGAUAUCGAAAAUUUCAGUUCAACAUGCUCUUGUAAUAAAAGACACUUAGCUGAAGAGCAUGAUGAGGAAGCCAUGGAGGAUGAAACUGAAGGACUCUCGAUGUCACCCAAAGCAACGACAAAGCACCCACGGCACAGAAACGGCUGCACUUGCAUCGUUUGCAUACAAUCCCCAAGUGGGAAAAGUCCCAAACACGACAAAUGCUGUUCCUGCACUGUCUGCGAUACGGUAAAACGCCGUAUAUGUUCUCUGUUGCUAGGGAAGAAGAAGAAGAAGCAAAUAGAGAAAGGAAACAAAGCACUCAAGGAGCUGGAGUCACUGAACUCUGACGAGGAACUUCACCAGUCUGAUAACAACAGUGGAGACACCAGUAAGAGCCAUGAGCAUCAUGGUUCGCCUUUGAAACCCCAAAUAGAUUUGAAUUUCCAACCAGAGAAAGACGAAGAGUCUCUGCCUCGUUCUCACACAACUAUCAACAACAAGUCUCUGCAUCAUGAUGACACUAGCUUCAAGCCACCAAGCUCAUCAAGUGCCCAUAGCCAAAUUGAAAAGGAAGAUGAAGGAAAACCCUAG